UGUGGCUCACACAAUCCUUCUGCCUCCUACUGAGAACUGUUCCUGUCAAUUCCAUUCUCCUGAGGAAACGCUGUCUAGCAAGCCCUGCAUAAUGUGCAACAAAUUUGUGGGAAGCUGGAAACUUGUCUCUAGUGAAAACUUUGAUGACUACAUGAAAGAACUGGGUGAGAUUUGAUUUGGAUAUUGGUAUACUGCUGCCAUCGCUGUACAUUUCAGUGAUGUCUUCUUUUGGUACUUAUUGCUUUUCACUCAAAUAAUUAAACUUUUUUCUUAAGCAUCUUGAAAAGGAAGCUGAACAAGAGAAAUUUUUCAUUUCUUCUGUCUUACUAACCAUGCUCAGAUUCUGUCCUUUCCUUUCAUUGUCGACUUGCAUAUUGUGAAAUUGCAUCUGUUAGUGAUGGCCUGGUGUUUUUCAGAGCCAGUUUUGUAUCAUGAAUUAUGUUUUCCUUCCGCAGAAAUAUUGGGUAUCAUAUAGUGUCCCAUAUUCUUUUAGGGUAUGUUUCUUUUAAUUACAGAUGGGGAAGAAAUUCUGUUUGGUUUGCAUUCAAAGGUGAACCUACCUAAUUUGCACUUUCCGAAACAAUACGAAAACAAAAACACAGCUAUCCAGAAUUCACAUUUAUCUGAAUUUUGUAAUGCAAGUACCUAGCCGUGUUCUGCAUACAAAGAUGUGUAUACGUGGUCAAUGUGUCCAUAAACAUAUUAGUGAAAAAAGCAUACAAAAUGCAUCAUUUGCAAAAAUGUGUAUAGCAGGCAUAAUUGUGUAUAAAGAAAGAAUUGCCCUAAAAUGCUGAUAUAGUUUCAAGAAUGCUGACUGGAUAUGUUGUAGGAUCAGUACAUUUGUUAGGCAGUAUACAUUUCAAACAGUUAAAGUACACAACAAAUAUUUCAUUUCUUAAAUGGAGAUUUUUAGGGGAGGGCUGAUGAAUACAUAUGUAUGUAUUCAUCAAGAAAUGCCUGCAGCACUAACAGUGAAAUCUUAAACACAUCUACUUAGAAGUUCAACGAGUUCAGUAAGACAUAUUCCCUGGUAAGUGAAUGCAAGAUUGCAGCAUUAAGGAAUAAUUUGUAUCUGUGAAUGAACUAUUACAGACCCCCCAAAAAGCACUACACAGAGAUCACUUGAUAUCACCUCAAAUGCAUUAUUUAUCAGUGGAGCUAGUCCACAUAUGCAGAUGUGAGUCUUCAGAUACUGAGUACUCAAAAGAGAAACCAAGUCUUGUAUAUUCAUGUCUGACUUGCUUCUGUGUAUAGCGGAUAUGUGAUAUAAGGCAGUCCUGUCUUCACUGGUCUUCUAUUCAAUCCAGUAUUGCAUUUUGUGGCAUAUUGACUUUUGCAUUUAAACACACCAGUGUGGUUGACAGAUGUUCCCCUUUGUCUUUAAGAUAAUUUGUUAAUCUUCCCAUUCAAAUAUAGUUUGGGGAGAACAUGGGCAAUCAAUAAUUAUAGCACUCUCCACUAAUACUGUAAUUCUCUCCAGCUUACAUUCCUUUUUUACACUUAUAGUUUUCAGAUGUAUUUUUGAGGCCAGGGAAUGUGUAAUGUAUGCAAUGCCCAAUGGAGUAUAAUGUUCUUUAUCUGGUUUGUAGGGGUGGGGUUGGCCACCAGAAAACUUGGCAGCUUGGCCAAACCCAAAGUCAUCAUCAGCAUGAAGGGUGAUGAGGUAACAAUCAGAACUGAAAGCACCUUCAAAAAUACGCAGAUCACUUUCAAGUUGGGGCAGGAAUUUCAAGAAACCACUGCAGAUGACAGGAAAACAAAGGUGAGAGAUAGCUUCCCCCUCAACUUUCUUCCUUUUAACAGCACUGUGAGGUCUUCAGUUCUUUUGACAGAAACCAAGGCAACUUGAUAUGUGGGAUACAGAUAGCGCAGGACUUGUUAACAUUACACUUGUUCCAAGUCCCCAAGGGGUGAGAAGUUCCUUCCAGGAGAACAGCACUUACCCAGGUUUCCUUCUCUGUCAGAUAUCACUGGAGGCUUCUUUUUUUUGUAAUAUGUUCUGCCAAUUUACAAAUAUACAGGUCAAGUACCAGUGGAGAAACACAAACACUCCAACCAACAACCAAAGUAUUCCGCUAUCACAUCAGAUAUUGCAGGAGACAGCCAGCACCCCAAAACACUGUUAGCUUACAAAGUCCAACACUCAGUUCUCUCAGAGUAAGCUCAGCUUGGCAUUUCUUCUUUCUAGAACAUUUUUUAAAAUAAAAAUAGUUGUCGUCAUCAUAGACCAAAGUUAGUUAUGUUCAUUCAUUUUAGUGUGUCUACUCUAAGGAUGACUAAGUAUUUAAUACAACUUGAUUACUAACAUUUAAAUAGGAAUUCAAUGCACUCAUUGUAUCUCUAGUGGGGGGACACAUUAUUCUCCUUUUGAGGUAGUUUGUCCACCUUGCACUCAGCUCUCACCUGUGGCUCCUAGUUGCUGUUGGUAUGAGACAGCAGCCACACCUCAGGAAAUGGCUUUGACUGGCCAAGGCCAAUGGGUCUCAAAUCCUCAGUGAGUUAAGGACUUCCCCCUGUAUGUGAAGACAGGCUCCGGGAAAUUGAGCGGAUGAGACCAAUAGUGGAUCCAAUGGUUAAGAUGACAGUUUGUAUACGUGCUAUAGAUAGAAAUGAUGAGGAUCUCUGUACACACUGCCCAGGCUUGCACCCCAAGGAAGUCACUUUGAUGCUGCUAAUGCAGUGAUCUGACUUCACGCCCAGAGACAUAUUCCGUUGUCUCUCGAGACAACAAGUGACACCAGGUGAGCUGUGCACCCACUCAGUCUGCUAUUGAGGUACUAACUGUUGAUCAGCAACUUCUUUCCUUUCUUCCUUUCUUCUGGUUCUUUAUCUUGAAAGUGAACUUGGACCCAACAGUCCUUCAAAUCGGAGAUGCCUUCAACCUCCCCUGUUCCUGUCCUGGCUCCACCUAUGUAACUUAUGCUUCAGCCUUGCUGAAGCUAAACAGGUGUCAGCCCAAUCAGUUGCUUGGACAGAGAUCACCAGGAGCCUCAUUUACAAGAAGGAUAUAAUAAAACAACAGCAACUACAACUACAACUACAACUACUACUUUUACUACUACUACUACUACUACUAUGAUCAUUAUUAGAAAGAAAUACAAGUGCUCUUGAGAUAUAAUCAUAUGCUACUUGAAUAACAAGGAUGUAUAUGACUGCCCCUCCCCUCGUAAAUGGCAUCCCAACUUUAACUUGAUAUUUGCAGAAAAAAUAAACAAAGUAGUCACAAUUUAAUUUUUUUCCUUUGUGUCUCCAGACUGUUGUAACCUUAGAAAAAGGUGCAUUGGUUCAAACGCAGAAGUGGAAUGGCAAAGAAUCAACAAUAAGGAGGAAACUAGUUGAUGGGAAAAUGGUGGUGGUAAGUUACUGUUUUAAAUUACAUAAUACGGGACCCAUUCUAGGCAGUUUUCAAUCACAUUGAUUUCAAUGAGAAAUCUAUAAUCUGAGCUUUCUCAUUGUAAUAGUGGGAUUUGAAGGAUUGUGCCCAACAUUUUUGAAGGGCAUUUUUGCCAGUUUUGAAUGGCAAGCCUCCAAUCACUGUUAUAAUUUCUAGAAAGGGCAGACUUCAAGGGCCUGUUUAAAAUAGUUUACACAGUUUAAAAACUACUGUGUAGCUAAGGGAAAAGUACACUUGAAUUAGAUUUAGCAAUGGUUCAAGAAUGGCUGGAUUUCAUCUUGCUUUUCUCCACUUGUAUGCCCAGUUUAAUGCAAAUGCCAACCUUGAUGAAGGUUAGGGGUUUCAAGGUUGUGCAUGUGGCUUUGGCUUAAACAUAAUCAGGUUUAAGGUUUUAAAGUAGCUGCCACCACAUACCCACCUGCCAGGGAUCAGGGAUCAGGAGCCAAGCAAGGAACCAAAUUGUUCCCCAUCUGCCAUACACAUUAUGGAUUAAAAGUAUUUCAUGACUGCAUAUAAUGUAUUUACAACAGCAUUUUUUAAAUGACUGCAUGUAAGACUGGAGGGGUGGUUCGAUCUGAAGUGUGUGCAAGCCCCACAAGUGACUGCUAGGGAUGAAAGGUUGGUACAAAGCCAAUUGUGGGAUAGAGAAGCAUGCACAAGCAAAAACUGGAUACUAGCCACACCACAUAGUGCAAGUUAUAAUUAGUCAAGAUGUUUUGAUAGCGUUAAAAUAAAGAUGAAUUUCCCAGGUGGACUGUUUUCCUUCCCUUCUUCAAGCAUUGGUUGACAGUGUAAUGCAAGGUGGGGAACUUGUGGCCCUCCAGAUGUUGCUGAACUCCAACUCCCAUGCUCCCUGGUCAUUGAGCAUGCUUGCUGGGGCUGAUGGGAGUUGUAGUUCAGCAAUAUCUAGAAGACCACAGGUUCUCCGCUCCUGAUGUAAUGUCAUUUCACUAGGCUUUAUAUAAGCGUAACCCACAUGUCCUAUGUUAUUUUUGAUUUUUCAGGAAUGCACCAUGAAAGGUGUCACCUGCACAAGAGUCUAUGAGAAGAUGUGAGGAAUCUCCAAGCCCCUACUCAACUGAAUCUAGUUUGUCCAAUCCACAUUAUUUCUGUGGGAAAGCGGUGGAGCUAAACCUCAUGCCCUUUCCCCCCUCAAUUCAUUUUACUAUAGAGCAACUAAGCUGUAAACAUAGAUUUAGAAACGGCUGUGUAAGCAAAUGUGGAAGUAUUUGCAAUUCAAUAAAUGCUUACCGCUAUCCGAC
This is a messenger RNA of Podarcis lilfordi (Lilford's wall lizard), 4656 nucleotides long. The record is from the annotation of a GenBank genome assembly. Lineage: Eukaryota; Metazoa; Chordata; Lepidosauria; Squamata; Lacertidae.